Molecule: messenger RNA, 258 nt
Organism: Colletotrichum lupini
Lineage: Eukaryota; Fungi; Ascomycota; Sordariomycetes; Glomerellales; Glomerellaceae
Exons: 2
Coding region: 1-258 (85 amino acids)
Source: RefSeq, a predicted model, not a curated record
AUGUCCAAGCUGGUUUUUGGGCUCCACGGAGAACCUGCAGAAUGGGAUCAGCAGCGCGAUUGGGGACGCCACCUGGCCCGGCUUCACGUCAGCCUGAUGGGCCUGAUCAGGACACCGCUGGACAACGAGAUCACCAAGGCCUUUGCCUUCCCAAAGACGUGCACCAUCGGCAUGUUGGGCUCGCACUAUAUCCUCCAUCUGUCAACGAUCUCGGUGUGGUACAUGUUGGACCCCCACGGCAUCUCCCGCGCCACCUGA